Molecule: messenger RNA, 1104 nt
Organism: Iphiclides podalirius (scarce swallowtail)
Lineage: Eukaryota; Metazoa; Arthropoda; Insecta; Lepidoptera; Papilionidae
Source: the annotation of a GenBank genome assembly
AUGGCGGAGGAGGAGCCACCGUCUUCGGAGAGCGUGACGAUAGUCGCGGGCGAGUUCCCCAACGCGGCGACCGUGUCCAGCCUCAAGUCCGAGGACUCGACGGAGCAGCUGAUCUGCAAGACGCCGCAGAAGGGCGCGAAGCCGCCGCGCAAGGAGUGCAGCGUGAGCUCGAAGAGCGUGGAGGCCGGCAGUGACGAGGUGACCGGUGGCAAGAGACUGGUGGUGUUGCUAGGGCUGUCGCAAGUGGUGCUCGGUGCUCUGUUGGUGGGCGCGGGGGCGCUGGCGGUGGUGAAGGGCGCAGCCCUGUCGAGGGUCGGUGCGGGCCUGUGGGCGGGCUGCGUCGCAGUGGUGACAGGGGUGGUGGGCGUCCUGGCCGGCAUCAACGACUGCUACGGGCUCAGCGGCGUGGCGAACGGGAGUGGACCGCUGCUGACUGCGUUCCUGGCGCUAUCCCUGCUGUGCCUGGCCUGCGGGAACAGCGCUGCGGUCCUGGCUGCCACUGGGCUGCAGCGGGAUGCAAUGAGACAGCCACCGCCGCAGACCAGCUUUGAGGAUGAAAUGCAAGCCUGGACGCCUGUGCUAACGAACAUUGCACUGCUCAUCAUUGCCGCGCUACACUGCCUGGUGUGCGUCGCCAGCAUCUACCACCUUUCCAAGAGGGUCUGCUCCUGCUUCCGGCCCAAGCAGCCCUACGACCACAACCAGUUCGACCCCACCUUCAAGGUGCAGCAGUGCGUAAUACACGUGGAUGAGGUGAAGAAGCCCCACGAUCCGGAGAAGACGAGGAACCACGAGCUCUGCAAGGAGCUGGAGAUGAAGCUUCAAGGCGAAACGUUGAAGAAGAAGAAAGAGGAACCGGAGUUCGGCAGUGCGAAUUCCAAGGAGAAGUUGGUGACGCGGUGGCUGGGGCGGCACCAGGCCGUUCUGGCGAGCACCACGCGACGGCGACCAGCCGGCGUGCGGAAGCCCAGGAAGAUUCCCAACACACCAGUCGUCCUACUUCCCGCGCACCCGGCUAGCACGGUAUUUUCCGUUCACGCGUCGCAAACGCAGCCAAUCGCGAAACCGAUCACCGCUAGAGGUCCCGUUGCUCCGUACUCGGCG